AGCGCUCAGCGGUGGCUCUAGCAAAAGGGAAACCCGCUGUCCAGUGGCUAUUUCGCAGUUGCGGUAGCCUAUAGUAUUUUAGUGCGCGUGUAGAAAUACAAGUGAAGAUACCUUGGAGUAAAACUGAACCGUACGACCGUGUAGCCUACUUUUUUUUCUGCAAUGGCUGAUUAUCAUCUUUUACAUUAUAGCGACUCAGCUGCGGUUGGGAACCGUUUCGCCCGCAAAGGUGCUCUGCGGCAGAAAAACGUGCAUGAAGUCAAAAAUCACAAAUUUACUGCCAGGUUUUUCAAGCAACCGACAUUCUGCAGUCAUUGCACAGACUUCAUAUGGGGCUUUGGGAAACAAGGAUUCCAGUGCCAAGUGUGCUGUUUUGUGGUCCACAAAAGGUGCCAUGAGUUUGUCACCUUCUCUUGCCCUGGAGCCGACAAAGGCCCCGACACAGAUGACCCCAGAAGCAAGCACAAGUUUAAGAUCCACUCGUACGGCAGUCCCACAUUCUGCGACCACUGUGGCUCCCUCCUCUAUGGACUCAUCCACCAGGGGAUGAAAUGCGACACCUGCGACAUGAACGUGCACAAUCAGUGUGUGAUGAACGUGCCAAGCCUGUGUGGGACAGACCAUACGGAGCGCAGAGGACGCAUCUUCCUCAAGAUCGACGUCAGCGGAGACAGACUACACGUCACAGUGGGUGAAGCCAGAAACCUGAUCCCCAUGGACCCUAACGGUCUGUCUGACCCCUACGUGAAGCUCAAGCUCAUCCCUGACCCCAAGAACGAGACCAAACAGAAGACCAGGACCAUACGCUCCUCACUCAACCCCACCUGGAAUGAGUCGUUCAGCUUUAAGCUGAAGGUAAUGGAUAAGGACCGUCGUCUGUCUAUAGAGGUGUGGGACUGGGACCGCACCACCAGGAACGACUUCAUGGGCUCAAUGUCGUUCGGUGUGUCUGAACUCAUCAAGUCCCCCGCCUGCGGCUGGUACAAGAUGCUGUGCCAGGAGGAAGGAGAGUACUACAACGUUCCCAUCCCUGAGAUCGACGACGUCAACAUGGAGCUCAGGCAUAAGUUUGAGAAAGCCAAGUUGGGCCACGGGAAGAAGGUGAUCACGCCAGCGGACCACAGACGGUUCAGCUCAGACCGAACCAUGCCCGGAAUGGACCGUGUCCGACUCAGUGACUUCAACUUUCUGGCUCUGCUGGGGAAGGGCAGCUUUGGCAAGGUGAUGCUAGCAGAGAUGAAGUCCACAGAGGAGCUGUACGCCAUCAAGAUCCUGAAGAAGGACGUGGUGAUCCAGGAUGAUGAUGUGGAGUGUACCAUGGUGGAGAAGAGAGUCCUGGCCCAGAGAGACAAACCACCGUUCCUCACUGCACUCCACUCCUGCUUUCAGACUGUGGAUCGUCUGUACUUUGUGAUGGAGUAUAUUAAUGGAGGCGACCUCAUGUACCACAUUCAGCGUGUGGGCAAGUUCAAGGAGCCACAAGCAGUGUUCUAUGCUGCAGAGAUCGCUGUGGGCCUGUUCUUCCUGCACAGAAAGGGUGUUGUAUACAGGGACCUCAAAUUGGACAACGUGAUGCUGGACUCUGAGGGCCACAUUAAGAUAGCAGACUUUGGCAUGUGUAAGGAGAACAUGUAUGAAGGCAUGGUCACACGCACCUUCUGUGGCACCCCCGACUAUAUCGCCCCAGAGAUCAUUGCAUAUCAGCCCUAUGGGAAAUCAGUGGACUGGUGGGCUUAUGGGGUUCUCCUCUACGAGAUGCUAGCGGGACAGCCGCCGUUCGAUGGAGAGGAUGAAGAUGAGUUGUUCCAGUCCAUCAUGGAGCACAACGUGUCCUACCCCAAGUCCAUGUCUAAGGAGGCUGUCGUCAUCUGCAAGGGAUUUAUGACCAAGCACCCGUCAAAGCGUCUGGGCUGUGGUCUGGAGGGCGAGAGGGACAUCCGGGAGCAGGCCUUCUUCAGACGUAUCGACUGGGACCGCCUCGCCAACAGAGAGAUCCAACCGCCAUUCAAGCCUAAAACGGGUGGCAAAGGAGCAGAAAACUUUGACAUGUUCUUCACACGCACCCAGCCCAUGUUGACCCCUCCAGACCAGCUAGUCAUCGCCAACAUUGACCAGAGCGACUUCGCUGGUUUCUCCUACAUCAACCCACAGUUCAUCCACCCUUCCCUCCUUCACAGUGUGGUAUGAGGGGAUAGAUCAGGGAGAGGAGGAAGAGAGAGAGAGAGGGUGGUAAGAGAGAGAGAGAGGAGAGAAGGGGAAGGGGGAAGAGAGCCAUGUGGACUGGGACUGGGACAGCAACCCUCCAGAUUGACCACCAAUCCCCUAUUGUCCCUUUGUCAAAGAGACUAAUAUUAUCUUCAUGUGUUCUCUGGACUUCAGUAGGCGACAUUCUGUAAACAAGCUGUCCACGAACGAUCUCGAUUGGAAUUUGUCUGAUGCGAUGGAGGGGGUAAGGGAGGGGGUAGGGGUUGGUGUACAAGGGAGUAUGUCUAAGUUUAUCUGGUGAUUGAGCGCAGUAAUCAUGGAUACAUUGAUUUGAGAAGUAGGCCUGCUACAGUACAGUGAGCGUUGACAUGAAUUGCACACUGUUACCAAGGGGAACCCUUUAGCUCUGCAACCUACUGGCCUAACAUUCAGGAAUGGGUUCCAUGUUUUCCACAGUUCCAGAACCUCCUACUUGCUCUAGAACCUAGAGCCAAACCCUACAGUACCUUCCUGUCCGGAAGUUGUCUGUGGGACUACAUACAGUAUGUUAUGAUUCCUCAGUGUGUUGCUAUGGAUAGAAAGAGAGCACUCCCUCCCUAUGAAGCAUGAUGGAACGUACCCUCCUGUCCCUACCUUUCCUCUCUCUACUGUACCUACUGUACUGUACUGUACCUCCUGUCCCUACCUUUCCUCUCUCUGCUGUACCUACUGUACUGUACUGUACCUCCUGUCCCUACCUUUCCUCUCUCUGCUGUACCUACUGUACUGUACUGUACCUCCUGUCCCUACCUUUCCUCUCU
Messenger RNA from Salmo salar (Atlantic salmon), 3005 nucleotides. RefSeq names its product protein kinase C alpha type. Lineage: Eukaryota; Metazoa; Chordata; Actinopteri; Salmoniformes; Salmonidae. Gene Ontology annotation, biological process: protein phosphorylation. The record is from RefSeq and is a predicted model, not a curated record. Gene Ontology annotation, molecular function: ATP binding; zinc ion binding; diacylglycerol-dependent serine/threonine kinase activity.